Erpetoichthys calabaricus (reedfish) is the source of this 2430-nucleotide messenger RNA. RefSeq names its product telethonin. Lineage: Eukaryota; Metazoa; Chordata; Cladistia; Polypteriformes; Polypteridae. Gene Ontology annotation, cellular component: Z disc. The transcript is spliced from 2 exons. Bases 60 to 581 code for a protein of 173 amino acids. Gene Ontology annotation, biological process: skeletal muscle thin filament assembly; skeletal muscle contraction; sarcomerogenesis. The record is from RefSeq and is a predicted model, not a curated record. Gene Ontology annotation, molecular function: protein-macromolecule adaptor activity; titin Z domain binding; structural constituent of muscle.
AGUUUUAGAGACAGCAUUUGAACUCAAGACAGUGGAAAAAGAAAACAAGACUAUUCAUAAUGGCUUUAUCCAGUUUAAAAACUGCUGGCUGUGAAGUGAAGGAGCACAAUCUGGGAAGAAAGGAAUUUUAUCAUGCUGAGUGGACUGACCUAGGGCUGGAGACAAGACAUCAAGAUAAGACCAGCCUUUUUGAACGCAACACCUGUCAAAGGGAGACAUAUGACAAGAGGCACAUGACAUAUUUCCUAAUCCAGAGAUCUCCUUAUCUGUGGAUGAAGCUUGGGUUCCUUGGACAGAAGAUGACCACAUUUAAACUCCCUUACAAAGACGUUCUACCCGUUCAAAUGUUUGUGCCUAGGAAGUUUAUCCAGGACACAAGUAAUUCUGUAAGAGGAAUGAGGUCACAAGAGCUGAAAAACACCAUGGAGUCUGGAACAAGUUCAAGCCAAAAUGAAGGGGUGACGUCAGAAAUGAAGAAGAGAAUUCCAGAGCAGACACAGCCGUGCCAGAAGGAAUUCAGGGCUGCCAGUUUAGUGUCUCCACCUAAUGUCCUGCUGUACUCUGAAGCCUUAAGAAUUUAAACUUGGAGCCAGUGGUUCACUUUGGUGCACUGGAAAUUAGGAAACCGUCCAUUAAUUGUUACAGAUGUGGGUUCAGCACCAUUUAGGCAUGAAAUUUUAAUUCUGUUAACUAAUUUACAAGCUUCAAGGUAGUUAGGAGAAACUAAUUAAAUUUCUGACUUGUGUGCCUUAUGUUUGGGAUUUGCAUGUUCUCUCAUCAUGUCCGCAUGUGUUUUCUUCCACAGCUGAGAGACAUUAAGACGAUAUUAAAUCGACAUUCUUUGAGUGCGUGUGAGUAAAUAUACUGCAAUAGACUGGCACAAUGGAAGAUUCCUACAUUGUGCCCAUACAAGACAGGCCACCUUACAUCGUGACUCUAAACCUAAAUGGCACGGUGCAAAGAGGAUGGAUGAAUAUACAGGUGUCUCUAGUAAUUAUAUAUUACUAUAGAUUAAACGACGCAAAUAUGUUAUCAAUGUAGAGGUCUGCAAAUGUCAUGAAAUUGAGCAGCUUCUAUAGAAUACUGCACAGAUUAAAGAAGUCUCUGAAAUAAAGGAUUAUCAUGUAUUGAGACAGCAGAUGAGAGUGCCACUGUCUGAAAUUGUGUACUGCAGUGGUUCCAUGUGUUUAAUAAAUGGUGAACCACAGGAAAGUUGGAAACUGAGGAUAGUUAUUCACCAAAUUUAAUCUUCCAUUGAUACACUUUUCCUUUUAUUUACAAAUGAGAUACUUCAUCAAAAACAACUUAAGGCCCUGUCACAUUACAUAGGUUUUUCAGUGAUUUUCGGCUGUAGAUAUGGGGCAUGUUACCGUGUCCACCAGUAGUGUACUCUGACGUACUAAGCGACUCACCUGGACAAAAUCAAACAGAUUUUAUUUUUUCUAAUGUCAUAGGGCUAGGCUCUGUGUGUGUGUGUGUGUGUGACAGCAGAUAACCAAUGAAAGCUCACGCAGAAGUACAAUGCUUAUAAUGCAGCAACAAGCAAUAAGGAACGAGGGUGUUCUAGAUCUCCCAAACAGAAGAGAAGUUUGAUGUCUGAUGUCUUGUUUUCUAUAUACCACAAUAGAAUGGAAAAAAAAAAAGAGUGAAGAUUACAGCUGAACUCUCCAUACCUGUAAACCCUAUGAAAUAUUAUAACUAACAACUCUAAAACACACACAAGAAUUACAAAAACUAAAGGAAAAACUUUGCUAAUGAAAUGUGGCAAGCACAGCAUAAUUCAGUUAAAAAAGUGUUCACUGGCCACAUAUAUUUUGCCUAACACUUUCUAAAAUGUAUACUGGGGUAGAUUCCAACCCGUUGGUGAGUCUGCAUUGCCAGGUCAUGUGUUUUGGGAAUGUCCUAAAAGCAGCCCAAUUCUAGUUAAAAACGUUUGCACCUCUUUUGGAAAGCCUUUGACCUAAACUUACACACAUUUGAAGUAAUCACACUAUUUGGAGUAAUGUCAGAUGGGAUAACAUCGUGCUGUGACCAAUCUGUUGAAAUACUUUGUCCUGUUGUCUUUGUUAAAGUUGUGAGGUAUAGAGUUAGAGAAGAUGAAGCCAAGAAGGUGGGAAAUGAUCAUGCAGAUGGUAGCAGCAGCAGAUGAAAUGAGAGGAGGGCACCUUGAGGAGCAAAAGCGUAGAGUGUAGAAAAAGAUGGAAGAAACAAGAAACCCUGGUUAACCCAAAAUUACGGUUAAGUUAGCUGCUUAUUUGUUAGCAUACAACACACUUUUUUGUGCUUCUGUUAUAAUAAACAAUCAUAUUUCUUUUACAUAAGUUAUCUAAGCUUGGCACUACUUAAUAUAACAUGCAGAUUCUCUGUGGGAGAUGUUUAGCUAAUGUAAACAAACAAUAUUAUGAUUUAAAUAAAAUUCUAAAUAUUCAA